AUGAUAAUCUUAUAUGGCUCCCAAACAGGAAAUUCUAUACAUAUUGCUAAACUUAUUCAAAAUGUUAUACUAUACGGGUACAAUGAAGAUUUGAUUUAUAACGUUGAUAAAGAAUUGCUUCCAACAGAUUUUACUUUAGAUAUGGACAGUUUUGAUUUCGAAAAAAUAUUAGAUAUUGAUAUGAUUAUAUUUGUAUGUUCGACUCAUGGGAAUGGUUCUGAACCUUUUAACAUGACUAAAUUUUGGAAAUUUUUGCGCAAAAAAAAUCUGCCUACAAAUUUUUUACAACACUUAAAUUUUGCUGUAUUUGGCCUUGGGGAUUCGUCUUAUAAAUCUUUUAAUUUUUGUUCUAAAAAGUUGUAUAAUUGCCUUUUAAAACACGGAGCUAAACCUCUGAUAAGAAAGGGUAAUGGAGAUAGCCAAGACAAAGAAGGAUUUAUGGGCGAAUUUAAGACAUGGAUAAAAGAUCUAUAUUAUAUAUUACCGCAUUACAAACUACAAAAUGCUAAAAAUUUUGCAAGUUGUAAAAAUGAUUUAUACAGUGCGUCAAUAAAUGAUAUUAAGAUAUUAACACCUUACAAUUACAUUUAUCCUAUUUUAGAAAUAAAAUUUGAUAUAGAUAUAGAAAAUUUUGAAAUCGGUGAUUGUCUAGCGGUUUAUCCUGAAAAUUAUAAUUACGAGGAGUUUGUAAGAUAUAAUAACAUAAAGGACAAUACCUUGGUUAAAUAUAUUAAAAAAUAUUGUGAUUUUAAUUCUAUUCCUCAAAUCUAUUUUUUUCUACAACUUUCGCUUAUCACAGAUACCAUUGCUGAGGAAUAUCGUGAGAAAUGUAAAGAAAUUUAUCUAAAUUACGAUCUGUACUAUGAUUACAUUUUACUACCGAAGCGCACUAUUUUUGAGGUUCUAAAAGAUUUUAAGAUAAAACUUACCUCAAAUUUUAUGUACAAGUAUAUCCCUGUAAUUAAUCCAAGAUAUUUUACAUUAACGAAAAAAGAUUUUUGUUACUUUGUCACCGUCUCUCUUGUUUCUUUUAAAACAAGUUUAAAAGAAGAACGAAAAGGUCUUUGUUCAGAGUAUUUAAAAUUACUUACUAAAGGGUCUACUAUUCAUGUUAACAUAGUACAAAAUAGACUUAAUUUUAGUGGUAAAAAGAUUUUGUUUAUGUGCACUGGUACUGGUAUUACACUUCCCAGGGCAUUUGUUAAUUACUAUUCUGAUUUAAAUUUUUUUAAAAAAGUUAUUUUAUUAUAUGGUUUUAGAUUUAGAGAUGUAGAUUUUUUAUAUAAAGAAGAGUUUGAAAAUAAAGGUAUUGAAAUUUACCCCGCUGUUUCAAGGGAAGAUAAUAAAUACAUACAAGAUAUUUAUAAGACUAUAAAAGGGCUAGAAAAUAUUGAUGAUUGGUUAAUAUUUGUAAGUGGAAAUUCUAGACUUAAUAAUAUUAUUGAAAAAAUGUUAUUAGAUAUUUAUAAAAAGAAAAUAUAUUUUCAGGCAGAAACUUGGUAA
Molecule: messenger RNA, 1503 nt
Organism: Vairimorpha ceranae
Lineage: Eukaryota; Fungi; Microsporidia; Nosematidae
Product: nadph cytochrome p450 reductase
Exons: 1
Coding region: 1-1503 (500 amino acids)
Cellular component (GO): cytosol
Molecular function (GO): oxidoreductase activity; FMN binding; flavin adenine dinucleotide binding
Source: RefSeq, a predicted model, not a curated record